AUGCCUUACGUCAAUGCCGAUCUAUACGUGCCAUAUACAAUGUGCUCGAAUCGUCUUUUAAAUGGCGAUUUGAUCGACUUGGGUUCAUCCGAUGAACAGGAACAAUGCCCGAUUGCUACAUUGGAGCAGAUCCGUCGUGAUUUCGACCCUCUUUAUCGCUCACCAGAAAAGAACGUUCAUAUAGCAUCGACCAUUCCGUCCCUACAUGCCGUUGAUUCUGGUGUAGAGCAAGUUGGAAUAGGAACUGGUGUGAGACCACAGCCGAGGCAUUCUCCAUAUCAGGAAGAUGAAAACAAGGAAAACUACGAGAGCGAUUAUUUUUCUUUGGAUUGCAUUCGUCUGGAAAAUCAUGUACCCUCGGUUAUGCGACAGAUAGCGAUCGUGAAGGAACGGGGCAUGAAAAACUGCACUUCAACAUCCCUUUACUUCAUGUCGCCAAUUGCAGAUUACAUUACAACAUCGGCACUGAGUGUAAAAGUCGUCGUUAGUAAGGAUUACACGUGGGUUUUCAAACAUGUAGUAGAACAGUAA
This is a messenger RNA of Cooperia oncophora, 531 nucleotides long. NCBI's taxonomy places the organism in Eukaryota, Metazoa, Nematoda, Chromadorea, Rhabditida, Trichostrongylidae. The record is from the annotation of a GenBank genome assembly.